AUGUCCCCGUCGCAUCGUGAAAAUCUCGAGUACAAACAUGUUUCAUGCAUUUCCUAUUUUCCCGACGGCAUGCAAAUGAUCAGCAGAUCGGACGAUAAGACCAUUCGGCAAUGGGAUCUGCGGGAGGGCAAGGAGAUUGAGGAGGCUCGGGAGGUUUGCGAGAAUCGUAUAAAUGCAGUGGGGGUAUCAAGGGAUGGUCGAUGGGUUGUCACUGCUGGUAGGGAACUCAAAGUCAGUGAGGUUGAGACGAAGAUCGUGAGAACAUUUCGUAAAGGCUAUUGGAUCAGAUGUAUCGAUAUCUCCUCGGACAGCACGCUGCUAGCGGGUGGGUCGAUCGAUUCUGUGCAGAUAUGGAGCUUGGAAACUGGCGAACUCGUGGCUGGUCCAUUCAAACCAAGUGGUAAUUUCGUGGACACACUUCGACUCUCGGAAGACUCUCGGAAGCUGGCGGCGAUGUCAAAUUGGGGGCGGUGUCUUCAGGUGUGGGAUGUCCAAGCACAGAAAUUGGAUAUCACCGUACAAAAUUCCAUUCCAAACAAGGUGGUGGCAUUACCGGUCUUCUGGACAACAAAUGGCAAAUCCAUCGUAGCCUCAUUCAGCUUCAUUCAAGUUGCAGAUGAGUGUCCCAGGAUGAUCUAUGAGUUUGACGCGUCGACGCUCAGGACUGUCGGAGCUCCUUUCAAAGGGCACACUGAUACCAUCACCGGUCUAGCACUCUCCUCUGAUUGCGUUCUUCUUAUCAGCUCUUCAUACGAUAACACCAUCAAGCUGUGGGCCUUCGAGUCCCGUCAGUUCCUCUCUUCAUUCGACGUCGAAUGUCCCCUCACCCUCGUUCUCUCGCCCGAUUCACGCCAACUGGCUUACACGUCUUGGGAUGACACCAAUAUCUAUAUAUGCAACAUUCCAGCCAACAUCCUUGCUAGCAUCGGGCUUGCAGAAGACCCGCAGCCUGGUACCAGCAAACCUGAAGGUUUGCGCUGUGCUGACAUACUCAACUCCGAUGUAACGCGUCAUCCCGUGUGCCGUAAAUCGGUGAUAACACCUGCCAUGUCUCUCAACCCUUGCCCCCCAAGACCUCUGCCUACAAGCGACCAACAUGCUUUCCUUCGUUUUCUACGCAAGCUUCUCUCCUCCUCUCCUGGUAUUGACGCGAUUCGCACCAAUGAGCCUCGUAACCCCCUGGAUUUCCCUGCCACAUCGCCCCUACCUCGUCCACUUAUAAAACCAGACGAGAACUCUCGACCACCCAUCACUCAAUCCUCCGUCGUUAAUACUUCCCCAACCCUCAAAUCCAGCUUACAUCGACUAUUAACUUGGUGGCCCUUCCAGACAAAGCAUGCAUCGCCUGCUAUCAAUGUUGUUGAUGUUCCUCUCGCUCCGGGUAAAUUGCGGUACGCUACAGCGGGUGCUCCCGGCCCUGAUGAUGACCUGAUACGCGACGAAGACUAUGUUUCUCCUCCCUCCUUCGCCGAAUCCCGAUUCACGACAACCAUCUACGGCAAAGGUGGCCUAUGCCGGAGAGCAUGGAAGUGGCCGGUUUUGUUUCUGCUUGUAGAGUGA
Molecule: messenger RNA, 1560 nt
Organism: Suillus subaureus
Lineage: Eukaryota; Fungi; Basidiomycota; Agaricomycetes; Boletales; Suillaceae
Exons: 6
Coding region: 1-1560 (519 amino acids)
Molecular function (GO): protein binding
Source: RefSeq, a predicted model, not a curated record